Messenger RNA from Lepisosteus oculatus (spotted gar), 4293 nucleotides. RefSeq names its product interleukin-1 receptor-like 1. NCBI's taxonomy places the organism in Eukaryota, Metazoa, Chordata, Actinopteri, Semionotiformes, Lepisosteidae. The record is from RefSeq and is a predicted model, not a curated record. Gene Ontology annotation, biological process: signal transduction. Gene Ontology annotation, molecular function: interleukin-1 receptor activity.
GCAACGCCCUGCGAGCUGUGCUCUGUGGUGCGCGCUGUAGUCCUGCACAGUCCCUUUGGUCAGUUAUCUUGAAGAAAAAAAAAAGAAUUAUACUUCUGUCAUCAUUUGCAGGCCCAAAGCAGGGAGCGUGGGAGGCAUCUGCUGCGCUCAUAUGUACUGUACACUGUGUUCCAAGUGUACCCGACGCAAGGUUCAUUGUUUCCUGCCUUAGCACAGCCGUGUUUUCAGUGUCAGACUGACACAGUGACUCGGUUUGAAUCAUUUGUACAGAGAUGCUGAAAUGUCCCUUAAUUUCAGAGGCACCUACAGCAGCCAGUGUCUGGCAGAUCUCUGUUAAUGCAUCUUUUGCAUAUGGAGAUAAAAAUAAUCACCCCUUCUGGAGGGCAUGAAAGGUACUGGAGCGCCUACUCAACGACUUCAUCCGUUCUCAGAAAGUCCGUUCAGGGGGAACUGCAUCUGCGAACAGUCCCAAUUUCUGAGGCUGGUUAUUAAAUCUCGGUAACAAAAUAAAUGUAUUGACAUUUUUUUUAAAAAGAUGAAAAAUUCUUAAUUAAGCACAAAAUUGUGAACUUUGUGAAAGUAGUGCAAGUCGCCACGUUGUCGCAAACCUCUGGUUUCGCCAGGGGCAAGAGCGAGAGCUCACGAGAGUUGCAAUGUGAGGCGGCCCUUCCUGCUCACUAGUCCCUGUAAUGACUGAUGUCAUAACGGUGUUCAAACAUGUGAUCUGAAACGUUCCCAGCGUGAUCCGCAUGCAGAGUUAACAAGGAAGUAGAAUUCCUCCGAAAAACCAUCUCAAAAUCGAGAGCAAUAUUUCUGUUGGAUUGAAAGCGAUGUCGUCACGGUCCUGCUUGUUUGCAGUGUCACAGGGCCGCUUGACAUCACGAGAUGUUUUGUCGCCUCGUUCGAAGUCACAGAUCCUGGCGCUGCGCAGACCUGGAACUCUUGUGUAUUUCGUGUUGAAAAUUCAAGGUUUUACAAUUGACUGUGUACGUUUUUUCUUUUAUUGUGGUUUGAAACGCGCUCACCAGCACUGAUUUGUCCUAAUUUCGUGGCAGUACGGAGUCUAUGCUGGAUGCCAUGGGGUCCACAGCUGGGGUACACACUGGACAGGACACCAGACCCUCACAAGGUGUACUGGGACAGUUUAGAGACACCAGGUGAUGUAGUAAGAAUGCAUUAGGGUGAAGGAAGUAAACCUGUGUCUAUAUGGGAGAAAACCCACACAGACACGGGGAUAGUGUGCUGGCUCCACACAGAAGGCACACAGGUCCCAAGAGCUGUGCCACCAGGCUGCCAGCAUCGGCCACGGCAGUGUGGACCUGCAAGUCUGAUCAGGAUUGGUAGGGUGAUGCGGAAAAGAUGUUUCAUUAUGGGGAGGGCAUUUUUUCCAUCCGGCUGAAUAGGUAAACGCUCAAAGUGUUUGGUUUUCCAAGUCGCGGGGAAAGGGAUUCUUAAAAGUCUCACUGGCACCUUAGGCUGACAGAUUCAUAUAUCAUAAAUUAGCUUCUGAAGGAAUGUCUGCAAACAUCUCUGAACUUCACAUUCCUACAAUAUGUCCCUGAAACUGAUCUUAAAACUCACCUGGAAGUGACUGAAGAAGAAUUCAGCUCCUUCAAAGUGACAAAUAAUUUCAAAGAAAUUAUCAGAUGCAUGAAAAUAACUCUUCCUCCCACGAUUGCUGCAUCCCUUUAUAAUCUAGAACCCACACUUGUCUUACACCUAAUCCUCUCAUGAUAACAAGGAUCUUGUUAGCAAUGCAAUCUUGAGUACUGAAAUCCUUAUCUUUCUGCUUUCAGUCCAUGUCAUUACUCACUGUAAGUGACAAGAUGUUUUUAAACUUUGAAUUCAACAUUUUUAGUGUGCACUUUAUGUUUGCUUACUUGGAUGAAAAAACCCAUGAUUCUGAGAAUGUUUUUUAUCUUAAUGUCCGUUGAAGAUAUGCAAGUGAUGAAGCAAAAUGUAACAGUUUCCUUCCUGCCCUUUAAGCUGCUCACAUCUACAAAGUAGAGAUCUGACGCUGAUAGAAUAAAAGGCGAAAUUCUUAUUUUUUGUCAAACUGACUUUAGGGGUGGGCGAUACAUGUAAAAACACAUCACGAUCCUUUAUGUUAGAGACAACUUAGAGCAGAUCACAAUAUUGUAUAGUCUCGAUAAAGAUGUAUUUUAUUUGUUUGUAUAACAUUAUUGUCGCUGGAUGUGUGGUGCAGGAGAUGGCCAGAACAUGUGACACAUAGCACUUGUCUUAAAGAACCAAAAUGGUCCAUCUUUUACUCCUUUCUCACCUCCUUAUGACCUGGAUUGUAACAAGAGGCAGAUCAGACAUAGCAGACAGCUGUGAGUUCGCAGACCGCGGGGAGAGCUUCGUCACCGAGCAGGAGGCAGUGCGCUUGCUCUGUUAUCUGGGAGUGGAUGCAGAUGACAGCGGCGGGGUGGCCUUCACGUGGUACAGCCAUAAGAAUCUGGAGCUGCCUUUUUCCGAAGCAGAGCGAAUCCACCACCAUGAGGGAAUACUGUACUUCCUGCCCGUUCUCCUGACGGACUCUGGGACGUACACCUGUGUCUGGAAUACGACCGAUGAGUGUUCGUAUUUUGAGAGGAAGGUGACUGUCUAUGAAGCAAAGCCUUUCAAUUCCUCUGUCCUCUACACCCCUGUCACGACUUCUGCAGUUAAUCAAAAGAUCUUAUGUCCUGAUUUGUAUCCCAAUGCGACUGUAACCUGGUUCAAGGAUUUUCAGGUUCUUCCAAAUGCUACAGAAGACCAUGUGUAUAUAUUUGAUACAAACCCGGGCGAUAAUGGAAUCUACACGUGUAAGUGCAUCUGGGAGCAUAACGGGAAGGUGUUCAAUUUCUCAAGAUCCUUCCAACUAGAAGUUGAAGUUCCCUCAGCGCUGCAUGCCCCAGUGAUCCAGUACCCAGCCAACAACACUGUGAUAGCUGAGCCUGGUUCCCCCCAAAAAAUUGAAUGUAUAGUCUUCUUCGGUUUCGAUGUGGAAGACACUUGCUCAGUAUGGUGGGAAAAGAACGGGACGUCUGUGAGAUUUUCCAACGGAUACUCGCAGAACGUGACAAGGUGGUGGAGCCCCAGGGGGGUGAAUGAAAGAUACACAGAGAACAAUCAGACCCUGUACAAGGCCACUCUCUCCAUCGCCCGUGUUUCUCAGCAGGACUUCCACUCAGAGUUCAAGUGCACUGCAAUGAACAGUAUUAAGUGGUUUGAAGGUUUUGUCUUCAUUCAGCCCCAGCCAACAAUCUAUAGAAGCUUUGCGAUAAGCCUGCCUGUCUUGCUAGUCCUUCUCCUGAUGUACGUGGCGGUCAAGUAUUAUAUGAUUGACUUUGUGCUAAUCUACCGGGAUUUGCUCAAACCUUACUGCGCUCACAGAGACGGAAAGGUGUACGACGCAUAUGUUGUUUAUCCAAGACACAACCUUCAAAAAUCGUCAGAAGAGAAGAUCUACAGUUUCGUCAACGUGGUUAUGCCUAAAAUUCUGGAAACGAAGUGUGGCUAUAAACUUUUUAUUUAUGGAAGAGAUGAUUUACCUGGCCAAGAUCUCAUUGAGAUAAUGGAAACCAGUAUAAAGCUGAGCAGAAGGCUCAUCUUCAUUUUAUUUCCUGGAUCUGCAUCAGAGGAGACCUCUGAAGAGGUGUUUGAUAGAAAAUUUGGAUUGUACACUGCCCUGGUUCAAGAGGAAAUGAAGGCCAUCAUGAUUGAGCUUGAAAAGUUCGUUAGCUAUGAGCAUCUCCCCGUCACUCUCCAACACGUUAUUCAGAAGAGAAGACCUCUGAAAUGGAAAGGAGAAAUGUCACCCAACUCAGGGUUUUGGAAACAUGUGAGAUACCGGAUGCCAGGCCACACGUCAAGCUAAGCUGGAAGCGCUUCAGCUGGGACUGUGCUACCUGUCGAUUGUGCCUUCAAAUCCAGUUCUCUUGUGUGCUAGGCCUGGCAGUCUUGGCUGUUCUUUUAUUUGUGCCCUUUUGCUAAAGACCUGUUUCCUCAAUGUGUCUAACAAGGGCUUUGUGAUCUUGCCUGGAAUCUCUGAACGAUCCAGUUUCUUUCAAUGAGAAACGGUUCUGUUCUCUUUAAGCUCCCUGAGGUGUGAAGCGGAUUUAAUGCAUUGCUACUAUGCAGUCGGAAAUAGUAGCAAGAGUUAAAUGUUAAGAAAGGGGUUCACAUAUUGCAUUUUUGAGCCUGUUCUCUUUUUCAUAUAAUGGGCGGAUGGCUCUUUGCUCGAUUGCUUUUAUCCUGUAAUGUCUUUACAAAAAUCAUCACUAGCUCAUUUUAUAUAUUAUUUUUGUG